AUGUCGGACAUUGCCAAGUCAUUCACAUUUCUGCAGGACAACAUCCCACAAUGGCUGCAAGACAUCGCUCGGGUGGAGGAGAAGGUCGCAGCCAUGCAAGAGGAAGUCACAAACAUCGCAGUCUCACGGUCGCCCUUUGCGAAGAGCACGUCGGAUUCGGUAGAGACGAUGCGAACGGGGAAGAUGGAUGCCAUUGCAGAGGAAGCUGUGCCGACAACGGGCGCUCACCCCGACCCGCUUGGAAGCCGCAAGAGGAAGACGGCCUCCGUUCUAUCCGCUCGCAUCUCAGGCCCUUCGCGGUAUCGGCCACGCACAAUGGUGGUCGUUAGCUACGACGGAGACAUGCAGAAGUCGCUCGAGCUGCUUGUACGCGCAAUUGGUGUUGGCCGCAACCUGCUCCGCAAGGCCCGGAUGGAGGCCAAGAUGAACGAAUUGGCGGCCCUGACCGGCUCGAGCGAGGACGAAGACGACAACGUUGGCCACAGCGAAGAGGAGGAACUCGUAUCCAGGUCUAGCUAUCGGCCACGCAUGUCGUCGAUGCGUGCCCGGGCGGCUGCAAGGACAAGUGGCCGGCUGGGUGUCGCCAAUGGCACAAACACUCCCAUCGCCCUCUUUGAAACAACAGACAAGAGACUGGAACAGGCACAAGAGCUCUGCGAGAAGGCAGCACAUCUCACCCUAAGGGAAGGGGACUGUCGAAAAGAAUUGGCCCAAGUUCGCAAACACUUCGGCGAUGUACUACACACUGCUGAAACAGAAGUGGUCAAGUGCAAUGCACAAAAGUCUCACGACACCCCAGAACUCCAACAACACGAAACCUCCGACACAUCGAUCGCCUCGCUCGAAACACCACCCAACGACCAUUACCCACAGCCCUCGUUGCCGACGCUGGUGACGGAGCCCCAGCCAAAGGUACCGCUGCUAGCAGGCAUGACGCCCACAGCACAAGAGCCCAAGAUUGUCGACAUGGAGGUCGAUGAUGCUGAUGACGACGACGACGACGUCGACUUUGUAAUGCCUCCCGUUCGGCUGACAUCGCGGAUGCAUGCCCGAGCAUAG
Messenger RNA from Plenodomus lingam JN3, 1059 nucleotides. RefSeq lists its product as uncharacterized. The record is from RefSeq and is a predicted model, not a curated record. Lineage: Eukaryota; Fungi; Ascomycota; Dothideomycetes; Pleosporales; Leptosphaeriaceae.